Acytostelium subglobosum LB1 is the source of this 582-nucleotide messenger RNA. RefSeq lists its product as hypothetical. The coding region runs from base 1 to 582 and encodes 193 amino acids. The transcript is spliced from 2 exons. The record is from RefSeq and is a predicted model, not a curated record. Lineage: Eukaryota; Evosea; Eumycetozoa; Acytosteliales; Acytosteliaceae.
AUGAGACUAUCAAUUUCACAGUGGAGGAGAAAUAGUAGUGCGGCAAAUCAACAGCCACAACAACAACAACAUGGGGACGGUGUCCCCAAUACAGAGUCUUGGAGAAAAGGUGCAAGCGACGAAGAUGAUGCCUCUUCACAGCACAACAUAGAACAAGGCGACAUGGUGACAAUAGAAGAGUUCAUCUAUUCUCUCAACAGAUAUGAAGCGGACAAUGAGAAUGUACCAGACAAUGAGAAUCAUUUAAUGACAGUGGAGGAGUUUAUAUCUAGUUGCCGAGAGAAUGGAAUGCGUAGGGGUCAACAGCGACGAGCUGCUGGUGCUGCUGGGGCCAAUGCCUCAGCGCCAACAAAUAGUGGCACGGUCGAUGAUCAGGACCGCUUCAAAGCGGUCAGCAACCAGAUGCUCGAAAACAAUGACAAUGGCGAUGAGCCGUUGCUAACCGUCGAGGAGUUUAUUUAUACGUCGGAGCGAAGAGACAACUCACAAGACCUGUUGACCUUUGGCGAGUUCCUUUCACAGUCCAGUCGAAGAUGCCACAAUCGAGCCGGCGCCGUGCCAAGGAUCACCAAUUAUAUAUAG